Molecule: messenger RNA, 955 nt
Organism: Protopterus annectens (West African lungfish)
Lineage: Eukaryota; Metazoa; Chordata; Ceratodontiformes; Protopteridae
Product: serine/arginine repetitive matrix protein 3-like
Exons: 7
Coding region: 225-884 (219 amino acids)
Molecular function (GO): mRNA binding
Source: RefSeq, a predicted model, not a curated record
GCUUCGCCCGAGUGAGCUGUCCAGCUUUUCAGCGCUUACGAACUGUUCAGCACCAGGGACAGCGGACAAGGAACUAGAAGGACAGAGAGCCAAGGAACUGCAGAUAGCAGAACGUUUAACACAAACAAGGCGAGCUAUCAAACGACCGGUCUAGGAAAAGGGCCUUGGGGACAAGAAGACGUCAGCUGAUUCCUGUGGUGAGAAAGAACAAAGCCUGCAGGUGAAUGUAUAACAACGGUGUGAAGAUGCCAUCUCCCACGGAGGCUGCCAAUGGCUUCCCACAGCCCAGUGGGUCAGCCGUCUCACAGAAAGUUGAAGAAGAACCAUGGAAACAAGAUCUCAACUCAGUGAAAAAGACUCACAAAGAAAUCCUGGAUCAUGAGCGAAAGCGACGGGUUGAAUUGAAAUGCAUGGAGCUCCAGGAGAUGAUGGAAGAACAAGGGUAUUUAGAAGAGGAGAUCCGACAGAAAGUGAGCACUUUUCGCCAAAUGCUGCUGGAAAAGGAGGGUGUUUUAACUCGAGAUGAUGGACGAGGCCCUCAGAUUAUUAAUGAAAAUCAUAUGACAGAUGGGAGUGGAGGCCUUAUGGAAUGCCCUGGCUGUGGAGUUGCCUACACUGUGGGGUGUGACUGCCAUGCUGAUUGCUACCGAAGGGAAACAGUAAGCCACAGAAAAUACAGGGUGAGAAGGAAUUCAAGCAGUUCAACAUCACCUCCACCCAAGAAGAAAAAGAAGAAGAAAUCUGGACACAGAAGAAGCCGACGUGAAAGUUCCUCAUCUUCCAGAAAAGAGAAGAAAAAGAAAAUUGGAAAGAAACACAAGCGAGACAGGUCUGAAUCAGGAUCCAGAAAGAAAAAGAGGCACAGGUCAGUUUUACUGUUUUAACUAAUAAUAAUUUUGGUUGGCUCCUCUGUCUCCUUUCCUCAAUCCAUGCAGCAGUAACAACAGCAUAAACA